Phyllostomus discolor (pale spear-nosed bat) is the source of this 3425-nucleotide messenger RNA. RefSeq names its product odr-4 GPCR localization factor homolog (gene ODR4). The record is from RefSeq and is a predicted model, not a curated record. Gene Ontology annotation, biological process: intracellular protein localization. Gene Ontology annotation, cellular component: endomembrane system. Lineage: Eukaryota; Metazoa; Chordata; Mammalia; Chiroptera; Phyllostomidae. The coding region runs from base 167 to 1540 and encodes 457 amino acids. The transcript is spliced from 14 exons.
CCGACUCGGAGGGAGACCCUGGGUUUGGAGUGGGAAGUGAGGUGUGGGAAGUCCGUCGCUUUCUGAUGAAUUCAUUGGCCGCUGGAGACUGGUACUUGAACCCUAAACUCACUUCUCAGGUGGGUCUGUAGACCACGCGUGCAGGAGAUUGAAUUAGUUAUCAAUAAUGGGAAGAACCUACAUCGUAGAAGAGACUGUUGGCCAGUAUCUUUCAAACCUCAAUCUCCAAGGGAAGUCUUUUGUCUCCGGCCUUUUAAUAGGACAGUGUUCUUCACAAAAGGAUUAUGUGGUCCUUGCCACUAGAACACCACCCAGAGAGGAAAAGAACGAGAACCUCAGGCCUCCCGGAGAUAAGCUGGACGACAUGGAUGAAGAGUGGGCCACAGAGCACGCUAAGCAGGUGUCCAGAAUGCUACCUGGGGGGCUUUUAGUUCUUGGAGUAUUUAUUAUUACAACUUUGGAAAUGGGAAAUGAUUUUCAAAACGCUCUGCGCAGACUAGUAUUUGCUAUGGAAAAAUCUAUGAGCAAAAAAAGACUGUGGAAUUUCACAGAAGAGGAAGUCUCAGACCGUGUGGCACUUCACAUUUGUUCUUCUACAAAAAAAAUAUUUUGUCGAACUUACGAUAUCCAUGAUCCAAAGAGUUCAGCAAAACCAGCAGACUGGAAGUAUCAGAAUGGACUGUCAACCUCAUGGCAUUCUUUAGAGUGUACAGUUCACAUUAAUAUUCACAUCCCACUGUCUGCUACUUCUGUCAGCUAUACCCUGGAGAAAAAUACAAAGAACGGACUUGCACGCUGGGCCAAGCAAAUAGAAAAUGGGGUUUAUUUGAUUAAUGGACAAGUUAAAGCUGAAGAUUGUGACCUACUAGAAGGACAGAAAAAAUCUUCUAGAGGAAAUGCUCAAGCAAUUGGUCAUUCUUUUGAUGUCAGAGUGCUCACACAGUUGCAUUUGAGUUCUGACCACAGGUCCACGGCUACUGUCCAGGUCUGCAGCGGCUCCGUAAACCUGAAGGGCGCCGUGAGGUGCAGAGCCUACAUUCAGAGCAACAGACCCAAGGUCAAAGAUGCUGUGCAGGCAGUGAAGAGAGAUAUAUUGAACACAGUUGCUGAUCGUUGUGAAAUACUGUUUGAGGAUCUGCUUUUGAAUGAGAUUCCAGAAAAAAAAGUUAUGAAUUCUGAAAAGGAGUUUCACAUCCUCCCUCACCGAGUUUUCGUCCCUAUUCCGGGAUCCGCAGUAAUGUUAUGUGAUUAUAAAUUUGGCGAUGAGUCAGCUGAAGAAAUCAGAGACCACUUCAUAGAGAUGUUAGAUCAUAGGAUUCAAAUAGAAGAUUUGGAAAUUGCAGAGGAAAUAAACACAGCUUGUAUAAGUUCCUCUAUGAAUGCCGAACCUUCAUUGGAUAACACGGAUGAUGAGCAACAACCAAAAGAACCAAUUAAAACUGCAAUAGUGUUGAAAAUUCAUCAAAACAUAGGCGUGAUUGCAGCAUUUGCCGUUGGAAUCCUCGCUGCUGGUGUCUCCUUUCAUUACUUCAGUGACUAAUCAGGGUGAGGCACAGAGGGCUUCCUGAUCAUCCGGAGAACACUGUCCAGCAGUUAUGAAUAACAACUGUGCCACCAAGCCAUCUGCAUUUAAGACAGUAGCAGCCAGAUCUGUUGCCAAAUGCCUCUUAGGUGUGUUUCUAACUUAAUGUGAAAUCACCAGCUGCCUUGUUUAGCCCUGCUUCUGUCUGCUCAGGCUUCCAAAAAUAAAGUUAUUUAUCUAGAGGAAGCUGCAUGUAACAAGUCAUUAUACCUAUUUUUUUAAAGGUUUGGAACAGUCAUUUAUUUUCACAGAUUUUAGCCCUUUUGAUGUGGACCACAUGUUCAUCAGGACAUUGACAAUGUGAAUAGUCAGGGUUGGCUGAGUAUCUUAGUGAUAGAACAGCAGGAGAAAUUUCUUCCAAGUGGGGUAACAACCUGUUGGGUGAGUUCGUGCUACAGGACCUUUCUAAUGUGUACCCAGUUCCAAAAUACUGACCAAGCUCUAAUCAAGAGGUAGGAAGCCUUUCCAGGUUUGAGUCAGUAAGGAGUGCCAUAAAUGAUGUGCUUUCUCACAUUUGUGUGUCAUACUUGUUUUGGUAUGUUAAAUAAGACUUUUUCUUCCAUCAGGACUUUAGACGAGGCAUUGUAAAACACCUAGAUCCCGAAUAAAAGUUUACCUUUAAUGCAUUCAUAGGCUCAGAGGAAGUAGGGGAAAUCUCCAAGACCCAUACCUUUAUUUUCCUUUCCCUACAAAACCCAGCACAUUUUGAGGUGGGAACCGUGCGUACUGUAUUAGGCAUACAGGUGGCCUGUGGCUGCCGGGGGCAGACACCAACUGCGGCACUGCUCUGUGUAGUUUACCUCGGGCCAGAACCAGGAGAUUAGUCUGAGCCCGAGAUGCUUCCCCAGCCAGCACAGUCGAGGUGGCCCUCAGUUUGGAGUGCCCUCUGACUCCUGGCAGAAGCGGGAUACAGGCCCAGGACUCUCAUAGAGCAAGAUAAGCAAUGUUAUUUCAUGACUGGAGAUCGUCAAGCACAAGUUGAAACUAGCUAGCAUGAGAAAGAACCUAUAGAAAGAACGAACUGUGGAUUAAAUUCUUUAAGGCCUCGUCGCCAACAUACAAGAAGGAUGGAACCACUGGCAGAUACGCAAAAUAAAACAAAAGGAACUGCUAGAAAUGAGAAAUGUUACUUGCAGUUAAAAAAAAAACUUAGACAUGUUGAAUAUCAUAUCAGACUCAGCUGAAAAGACAGUGAAUAAACUGGAAGCUAAAGCUAAAGAAAUGACUCAGUUUGCAGCGAGGAGAAAUGAGCUCCUGGAAGAUACAAAUUCUAAGAAUUAUAGAGGGAAAAAUUAUAAAAACUCAAAGCACCAGGGAGAGAGACUAGAGAGGGUGGAGGAGUGAUAAUAUCUGAAGAAAUAACAAUUUUCCACAUUUGCCGGAAGAAUAUGAAUUCAGGAAGCACAAUAUAUCCCAAGCAUAUAUGGAUAAAAUUCAUGCCUAAACCCAAUGUCAUGUAAUUGCAAGAUACCAAAGAUUUUAAAGCAAUCAAAGGAGGAAAGAGAUGAAUGAAGGUGAGACAAAUAUGAAGUAGACUUCUUAAUGGCAACAGUAUACCCAAAAGAUGGUAAUUUAAUGCUUUCAAAAUUGUGGAAAAACCUAAUUAUCAACUUAGAAUUUGUACCAAGCAAGACUGAAAUAAAGGCAUGCUCAGAUGAAAAACAGAUUUUACCAUCAACAGACCAUUAAGAGACUGCAAGAAGAUGAUCUGAAAUGGAAGAACUAGUGAGCAAAUACAAUGAUAAACGUGUGUAAAUCAAGUGUUGUUUAUGGAAAACCAUCGUAAUGAAGUGUUUAUAAGAAGUUGUAAGCAAAUGUAAAAAUAAACAUUUUACGCAACAUU